Oncorhynchus gorbuscha (pink salmon) is the source of this 871-nucleotide messenger RNA. RefSeq names its product E3 ubiquitin-protein ligase RNF113A-like. The record is from RefSeq and is a predicted model, not a curated record. NCBI's taxonomy places the organism in Eukaryota, Metazoa, Chordata, Actinopteri, Salmoniformes, Salmonidae. Gene Ontology annotation, biological process: snoRNA splicing. The coding region runs from base 112 to 774 and encodes 220 amino acids. The transcript has 8 exons. Gene Ontology annotation, molecular function: metal ion binding. Gene Ontology annotation, cellular component: U2-type spliceosomal complex.
GUAGAGAGAGAGGAGGUGUCAUCUGCUGAAAGUGACGAGGAGAAAGAAAGAAAGAAAGUCACUGUCGCUUACAAGUCCACACGGUCAGCGAAACCAGAGGGGCCAGAUGACAUGGGAGCAACUGCAAUCUAUGAGCUGGACACCGCAAAGGACAAUGAUGCUCAGGCCAUCUUUGAGAGGAGUCAGAAGAUCCAGGAGGAGCUGACCGGUAAAGAGGAUGAUAAGAUCUACAGAGGAAUGAACAACUACAAAAAGCACAUCAAGCCCAAAGACUCCACCAUGGGAAAUGCAUCAUCUGGCAUGGUCAGGAAGGGCCCAAUCCGGGCCCCAGAGCACCUGAGAGCCACAGUGAGGUGGGACUACCAGCCAGACAUCUGUAAGGACUACAAAGAGACUGGCUUCUGUGGCUUUGGAGACAGCUGCAAGUUCCUCCAUGACCGCUCAGACUACAAACAUGGCUGGCAGAUUGAGAGGGAGCUGGACGAGGGGCGCUAUGGGGCCAACGAUGAUGAGAACUACGAGGUGAGCAGUGACGAGGAGGACAUGCCCUUCAAAUGCUUCAUCUGCCGAGAGUCCUUUAAGAACCCUGUCAUCACCAAGUGUCGGCACUACUUCUGUGAGACCUGUGCUCUUCAGCACUACCGCAAGUCCCAGCGCUGCUAUGUGUGUAACGUCCAGACCAACGGCGUCUUCAAUCCAGCUAAAGAGCUGGCAGCCAAGAUCGCCAAACACCAAGCCAUGCUAGACCAGCCACCCUCUGAUGAAGAAGAUUAGCAACCUACUGUAAAUACAGUACCUGUCCAAUUUCAGUGUCUGUUGUCUCUUCACUGUUUCAUUGUCAAGCCUUCCGAAAUAAAACACGAUUUUUAAA